AUGAGAUCAGGCUCACCAUUUCCACCACAACAAGCCACAGUCCAACCGAAGACCUGGAACAAGGCGCUCAAAGCAAAAAUCAUGCAGGCUGCCAGAAGAAAGCCUCGCUACCUCUUCUCAUCUGCCAUCUUGAACGACGACAUGGAGCACAGCGCGAUGCUCACGCGUGAUGGUAUUGUGCCUCAACUGUUCAGGCAUGGAUUCUAUGGCUACUCGAUGUCGAAAGCUGCCAACGAGCCACCUCCUUCUAGCAUCUUCUCUAUGCCCCUGGCAGAAGUUCGAUACCACAACACCACUAACUUUCUAGCACGAGGCCCGCAUAGCGAACGGAGCGCAAUGUGGUCACUGUGGUUCUCCUCCCUGCGCGAGGCAGCCGAAGAAGCUGUCCUCCGAGAAGCCAUGUCUACUCAAUAUGCCCCAGUUGCCCAUGAAGUCUACAUACUCGUCAUGGACACGCAUAAUCUGUCCGACGACAAUUUGGUAUUGCACGAGUCGGACAAGUAUCUCUUAGAGGAUUGGAAUAGCGUUUCAGAGAUCCGAGACUCAUUUCUGACAUUUGGUGUAAUUCCUGCAGAAGCCUUCGAGAUGGUGCCACUAAGUGUGCUUCGCGAACACACAUCGUAUACAGGAGCUUUGAGCAGCGCUUCAUUGGCACCAAUCGACGUUUUGAAUAAGCAUGAUGCACCAAGAGAUUUAGCUCACGCAAUCCACCUGGCUCAUAUGUUUGGGCAGGCCUUUGGGCCUAAGCUCGCGCUGCCUGUAGCAUGCAUAGCCAUUACCGCUAGUGCUGGAACACACACGAAUGAUGCGGGUUCGCUUGGUAAAGGGUCUACUCACGAAGCCGAAAUCGCAGCCGCUUUCGACUACUAUGACAUCCCAGAAUCAAUACUGAAAGACCGCUCGAUCGUGAAGGAGAAGCCAUCGAUUCACGUGAGCCGUGACACUCGUCGCGGCUUGAGUCUAUUACGGAUAAUCGUCAAGCGCAAGCAGGGUAUACUAGAGUCAAAGGCAAGAUCCAUGCUUCAAGACCAGAGUACAGACGCGAAAGCUACAGACAGAAGAUGA
Messenger RNA from Sphaerulina musiva SO2202, 1065 nucleotides. RefSeq lists its product as uncharacterized. Bases 1 to 1065 code for a protein of 354 amino acids. NCBI's taxonomy places the organism in Eukaryota, Fungi, Ascomycota, Dothideomycetes, Mycosphaerellales, Mycosphaerellaceae. The record is from RefSeq and is a predicted model, not a curated record. The transcript has a single exon.